This is a messenger RNA of Penicillium manginii, 543 nucleotides long. Its product is annotated as DUF3237 domain-containing protein. Bases 1 to 543 code for a protein of 180 amino acids. The transcript has 4 exons. Lineage: Eukaryota; Fungi; Ascomycota; Eurotiomycetes; Eurotiales; Aspergillaceae. The record is from RefSeq and is a predicted model, not a curated record.
AUGUUAAUGGUCCGUUUAUUCUCUGUGCUCCUUUGCGCACGACUGGCCCUCUCCACUGCCGUCACACCUGAGCCCCCGAGCCUCCAAUUCCUCUACACUGCCUAUGUUGAGUGUGACGGUAACCUCAUGACCGAAGUUGCUGGUCCGCACGGUAUACGAAAGGCAAUUCCCAUCGUCGGGGGUAACUUUACCGGACCCCAUCUCUCGGGCAAGAUUCUCGACGUCGGAGCAGACUGGGGCCUCAUUGAUCCCCGGACAAACAUCUUUUCAGCAGACACGCGAUACAAUCUGCGAACUAAUGAUGGCGCUGACAUCUAUAUUCGGACAUCUGGGCCAAAGGGGCCAGAUGGUCAUCUGCAUCUACGAAUUGUCUUUGAAACAGCCAGUAAGAAGUAUUAUUGGCUGAAUAAUGUCCUUGCGGUUGGACUCUUGACGUCGGGUAUCCCAACCACUAAGAACGUUAGCCUGUUGAGAAUUGAUGCUUGGAACUAUGCCUCUGACUGGAAUUCGACUUCCUUUGUCAGUUCGACGACAGUAGCUUAG